CAGUCACAAGGCGGUCCGAGUUGGACCUCCCGGCUCGGCGGCUCCUGAGUAAUCCGAUUCCAGCUUGCUGCAUCUGUAGAAGUCUCGUGGUUUUGUUGCAGAUGUUUGAUUUGAACUCAAAUUAGUUGCUGCCGAGCUGGAAACUUCUCCAACACCACCGUGCUGGACCUGGGGGCUUUUGUCUCAGCAGUAGCAGCACGUUAGUGCACAGCACUCAAUCCCACCUAACUCCACAAAACCCUAAUUCUCCAUUCGGAAGUCCUGGGUGUGAAAAUGCCGUUCAUUUCACAAAUACAGCGGCAAUCCGAUUUCAAUCUCUUCCCCUCCACUACGCCCAUCGUCAUCGACAAUGGCGCCUCCUAUUUUCGUAUCGGAUGGGCCGGAGAGACGGACCCUCGUGUUAUUUUCCGCAACAUUGUCCAGAGGCCGAGGCAUAAAGCUACUGGCGAAACUGUAAGUAUUGUUGGUGAUCACGAUCCUGCACUGUUGAAAUACUUUGAUUGCACUCGGUCAGGGCCUCGUUCAGCUUUUGAUGGCAAUGUUGUAUAUCAGUUUGAAAUAAUGGAAUACAUUCUUGACUUUGGCUUUGAUCGGAUGGGUGCAAAUGGAGCAGAGAUUGAUCAUCCUGUACUGAUUACAGAAGGCGUGUGCAACCCUGUUCAGUCUCGUAGUAAAAUGGCUGAACUUCUUUUUGAAACUUAUGGCAUUCCAUCAGUAGCAUUUGGUGUUGACGCUGCAUUCAGCUAUAAGUAUAAUCAACAACUUGGGGUUUGUGAUAAAGAUAGCCUUGCUAUCUGCCCAGGGUUUUCCACAACUAAUGUGAUUCCGUUUAUUGAUGGGGAGCCUGUUUACAAAGGAAGCUGCCGAACCAAUAUCGGUGGAUACCACAUCACCGAUUAUUUGAAGCAACUUCUUUCACUUAAAUACCCUUAUCACAUGGCUAGGUUUACAUGGGAGAAGGCUGAAGACUUGAAGAUGGAGCAUUGUUAUAUCGCUCCAGAUUAUGCUUCUGAAGCUCGAUUGUUUCAGAAAGGGACUAAGGAAGCUGAAGAUAAAACCAGGUCUUGGCAGUUACCAUGGAUUCCACCACCAGCUGAGGAGCCUCCUUCAGAAGAAGAGAUUGCUAGAAAGGCUGCCAUAAAGGAGAAACAAGGUCAAAGGUUGCGAGAAAUGGCCGAGGCAAAGAGGUCAUCUAGGAUUAAUGAACUAGAAAAUGAAUUGCAUGGUUUGGAAUUUCUUUUACAGCAGCUUGAACAAGUGGAAGAUGAUGAUAUUCCAUCGUUCCUGUCAGCAACGGCCUAUGUCUCCAAGCAGGAAAUAGAAUCUGCCCGCCAGAAAGUCUCACAAUCUUUACGGAAAACAAAAGGUGAACCAAAGGGUGACCAAGUGGAAGCUGAGGAGAAGAUUGAUCUUGCUCAAAACGAAAAGUUUCCUCUUAUCGAUAUUCCUGACAACAUGCUGACACCGGACCAGCUGAAGGAGAAGAGGAGGCAGUUGUUUCUUAAAACCACAUCUGAAGGCAGGCAGCGAGCUAAACAGAAACGCUAUGAAUCGGAAUUAGAACAAGAAAGAAAAAAUCAACAAGAUGAAGAAAAACGCUUAGAGAACCCAGAGCUUUAUUUAGAGCAGCUGCGUGAUAAAUACAAAGAGCUUUCCGAGAAAGUCGAGCAGCGAAAGCGUCUUAAAACAAAUGGGAACCAUACAAAUGGAAAUAGUAUGUCUGGAGCUGUUGGUCGUGGUGAGAGAUUGAGUGCAGCCCAGAGGGAAAGGAUGCGCCUCUUAACUACAGCAGCCUUUGAUCGAGGAAAGGGCGAGGAUACUUUUGGUGCCAGGGAUGAAGAUUGGCAACUUUACAAACUGAUGAGCAAAGAUAAUGAUGAUGAUGAUGAGGGACCAGAUCAGGAGGAAGCAGAACUGACUCGCAUAUCUUCCAGGCUCCAGGAAAUAGAUCCGACAUUUGUUCCCAAGUCAGAAUUAGGCACCUCUCAACCUGUUGAAGUACCACGAUUUCGUCCUCUGACCAAGGAAGACUUCCAGAUUGUUCUUGGAGUAGAAAGGUUCCGAUGCCCGGAAAUUUUAUUUCAUCCCAACUGGAUAGGGGUGGAUCAGGCAGGGUUAGAUGAGAUGGCUGGGAACUCAAUAAGGAGGUUGCCAUCCGUGGGUCAAGGUGUGGAGGAGAGACUGACCAAUUCAAUAUUUUUGACCGGUGGCAGUUGUCUUUUUCCUGGUAUUGCGGAGCGCUUGGAAGCAGGAAUCCGGAUGAUUAGGCCAUCUGGGUCGCCUAUAAAGGUGGUAAGAGCAGUUGAUCCUGUUCUUGACGCAUGGCGUGGGGCUGCUGCUUAUGCUGUUGAUCCACUGUUUCCAACACAAACUUUCAGUAGAACAGAUUACUUUGAGAAGGGUGAAGACUGGCUUCGCAGAUAUCAGCUGCGAUAUAGUUUGUAAAUGAUUCGGUCUGGGUGCAUUGGUGUAAAUCGUCACGUUAUAUGACUCUUAAGUCCAUUAAAUUCUAGACUUUUCCCAACCACACAAGAAUCACAGAUACGAUUGGGUAGUGAGAUAACCUCAGAUAUUUUGUGAAUAAUAGUGAAAAGUAAUGAUAGAA
Messenger RNA from Juglans regia (Persian walnut), 2605 nucleotides. RefSeq names its product actin-related protein 5-like. The transcript has 13 exons. The record is from RefSeq and is a predicted model, not a curated record. Gene Ontology annotation, biological process: regulation of DNA-templated transcription. Gene Ontology annotation, cellular component: cytoplasm; Ino80 complex. NCBI's taxonomy places the organism in Eukaryota, Viridiplantae, Streptophyta, Magnoliopsida, Fagales, Juglandaceae. The coding region runs from base 274 to 2445 and encodes 723 amino acids.